CGCGCCGAUCAGUUGUGUACGCUGAAACGGUUCAAGUGCAAUUGUACUGUUUUAAAUAUGAAGUUGCUGCUGGUCCAUUCUGUUUUAUUGUAUGUGACAGUCCAAGGUGGACAUUAUAUUAUACCAGGUUCGACGCCUUAUGAUGGAUAUCACGAUUUACAUCUUCAUCACAAUCCCCCAUUACAUCCCACUUUCGCCAGUGUGCCAAGAACCAGUUUUUCUUGUCAAGGAAGAGAUCCAGGAUAUUAUGCUGACGUAGAAACAGGAUGUCAGGCUUAUCACAUCUGCGAACACAAUUCCGUUGGUUCAUUCCUUUGCACGAAUGGAACUUUGUUCAAUGAACAAUUUCAAGUCUGCGAUCAAUUCUAUAAUGUCCGUUGUGGAUCCCCCUAUAUAGAUUUAUAA
Molecule: messenger RNA, 405 nt
Organism: Aethina tumida (small hive beetle)
Lineage: Eukaryota; Metazoa; Arthropoda; Insecta; Coleoptera; Nitidulidae
Gene: Cpap1-d
Product: U-scoloptoxin(01)-Cw1a-like
Exons: 3
Coding region: 58-405 (115 amino acids)
Cellular component (GO): extracellular region
Molecular function (GO): chitin binding
Source: RefSeq, a predicted model, not a curated record